Messenger RNA from Alosa sapidissima (American shad), 1502 nucleotides. RefSeq names its product GRB2 related adaptor protein 2b (gene grap2b). Gene Ontology annotation, molecular function: protein binding. The coding region runs from base 389 to 1294 and encodes 301 amino acids. The transcript has 12 exons. NCBI's taxonomy places the organism in Eukaryota, Metazoa, Chordata, Actinopteri, Clupeiformes, Clupeidae. The record is from RefSeq and is a predicted model, not a curated record.
AAGCUAAUAAGGAUGCACACACUAACAAGGGGAAGUAGCCUAACUCAGAUUGCCGAGUAGUUCGCAUUUUGCUCCAGCUCCUACCGUCUGAGAGAGUAACCUGAUCGUCUCUAUAUGCUUCGAUAAGAAACGUAUGAUUUGAUGACCAAAAUAAAAUAUUAGUACAGUUGUAAAUAUUAGGACAAUAUAGAUUUAUGUUUUGCAGGCUUCACUACCACAGACUCUUAUAAUCGUUAUACGGAAAAGGAAAGCCCGGAAAAGUUACUAUCGAGUGGAGGGGGACUUGGGCUCUGCACACUUCGUGUUGAUGUUAGGGCACUGUUGGUACAGUGGCAGCCUAGAUUACGUGGUAGCAUAAAGGGAACAGUGCUUUUGUGCACCCUCCGCCAUGGAGGCCACCGGCAUGUUUGAUUUCAGUGCUACCGCUGAGGACGAGCUAAGCUUCAGGAAAGGAGACACACUCAAGAUCUUAGGGACCAACGAUGACUGGUUCAAAGCAGAAAUGCACGGCCAUGAAGGCUUUGUGCCCAAAAAUUACCUCAGAAUCGACCUCCCCAGCUGGUACCAGGAGAACACGGGUCGGCACGAGGCCCAGGAGGCGCUCCACCCCAGGCCCGUGGGCUCCUUCAUCAUCCGCAGCAGCCAGAGCUCCCCGGGGGACUUCUCCAUCUCCGUCAGGCAUGAACAGGACGUACAGCACUUUAAGGUGAUGCGGGACAACCGUGGUCAGUACUACCUGUGGACAGAGAGGUUCACAUCCCUCAACAAAAUGGUGGAGUACUACACCCAGAACUCCAUCUCCAAGCAUAGUCGCAUCUUCCUACGGAAAAGUGACCAGCAGCCGCACGGUUUCAGAGGACCUCCUGAGCCAAUGCCACCUCCGCAGAGUUUCAGAGGACCUCCUGAGCCAAUGCCACCUCCGCAGAGUUUCAGAGGACCUCCUGAGCCAAUGCCACCUCCGCAGAGUUUCAGAGGACCUCCUGAGCCAAUGCCACCUCCGCAGAGUUUAAGAGGACCUCCUGAGCCGGUGCCACAUCAACAGGAGCGAGGACGCAGCACGACGAGAACCGGCGCUCUGCCCGCCCGCCCAUCGGAGCCCCUUCCUUCUCCUCCUCAGCCGGCCGCGCUGAAAGUGAGGGCCUUGUACAACUUCUCGGCAGAGGAGAGGGACGAGCUGGACUUCAGCAGCGGAGAUGUGAUCGAGGUCGUGGACCAGACGGACCCGUCCUGGUGGAAGGGAAAGCUUCGGGGGCGGACAGGCCUCUUCCCAUCUAACUACACCACACCUGUAUGACCACAAGGCCCAGCCUCAUCACGCUCUCUCUGCAGGAACACAGUUAUGUUUUGCCUGAUUUCAGUCCCUUCUCUAAUUGUUGUUGUUGUUGUCCAUGCCCAUUUCAAAACAGUUACAACAGUCCAUGAUAUCUCAUACACAUUGCUUAGUCUAUUUGUACCUCUGUUGCAUUGUAUUUUCACGUCUCAAUAAAAUGUAUUUUUCUGAA